UUUGGUAAGCACAACACUAGCCGGGCAAUCAAUAUUUUUGAGGUUAGAAUUUAUGAAAAUUACAAUUUCUGUUUUUCAUACAAUUUAAUGUUAAUGAAUUAAUUUCUGAAAGUGAUUCAUUAUCUGAAUAGAAAUUAAAAUCUAGGACAGGAUUUCAAAUUGUGACUCAUGAUGUCAGACGUCGAGGAGCCUCCGUCAAAGAUUACGAAGAUUGAACUGGAAACGAGCCAGCCACAUGAUGAGUCGCUGGAAACCGCUGAGCACGGCCAGGAGGAGUGGCUCAGUGAAGAGGUGCUCACUGACGAGGACUACAACCAGACCUUGGAACAAGAUGUCUCCCAAGAGGGCAACACCAGCCAGGACGACUCUCAGUUCAGCAUGGCAGAGAACUCCCUAGACACUGCGGACCAGAUCAACAAACUCGAGGAGCACCUUGACGAAUACCAAGAAGAGGAUCGGCUGACCGAAGAGGACCAAACAGUUAUGGAAGAAGAAAGAUUGGUUGAGGAAGACCAAACAGUUAUGGAAGAGGAAAGAUUGGUUGAGGAAGACCAGACAGUUAUGGAAGAGGAAAGACUGAUUGAGGAAGACCAAACAGUUAUGGAAGAAGAAAGAUUAAUUGAAGAGGACCAAACAGUUACGGAAGAAGAACAUACAGUUACGGACAAGGAUCAGUCAGUUACGGACAAGGAUCAGACAGAAGAACAUGUAGAUAAUGUUAAACAAGAAGUUACGGAGGCAGAUGUGGAAGAACAGUUGAAUAGUCUGGAAAAUGUUGAGAGAAAGGAUAAAGAAGACAAAAAACCUGGUGAGCCUUUGACAGCAGACCUGGGCAUGUUCCUGGUCCGCAAGAGCGACGGUCAAGUGGACGUCAUGACUGAACGGAAGGACAGCAGUGAGUUUGAACCCUCGGAGAAGCAUUCUGAUGAGGAGGAUGAUGGGAAUAACACGGAUGAGCUGCUGCGAAUGCUGGGCGAAGACAACAACAAAGCGAAGAAGGCGCAACUGUCCAAGAACGGCAAGAAACAGCUGACUGUCAAGAAGGAAGAUGCCGACUCGUCUGAUUCAGAUUUUGAGGGAGCCCUGGUGACGACUACCAUGAAGGUGGCCAAGAGAGUGCUGAUGAACAAGAAGCCGGCGAGGAAAGCUGAACCGGAAGACAUGAGUGACUCCGAACAGUCUGAAGAGGAAAACCGGGCGAUGGCGGACGCAAUAUCCUCGAGACACUACCAAGUCAAGAAGAAACUGAACGUGGCUUCGAAAAGCACAGCCAAAAGUUCGAUAACUAGUCGAAACAUGUCCAGGACUAAACCCAAGACCGGGCUAGUGUCUGCGCAGAAAACUACAUCGAAUUCAGUGAAAAAUUCGGUUAAAAGUGUUGCAAAUGGUUCUAGUGUUAAAAAGACAACUAAAGUUCCAGAGUUAAGUCCUAAGAUUAGUGAGAGAGCUAAGAGUUUGUUGCAGAAGAUGAAUUCGUCCAUUAUUAAUAAUGGUGAGUGUAGAUUAGUAAUCAUGUAUUUACUUCCGCGAUAUUUUAAAACAAACUAGAUGGAGUGCCAGUGC
Plutella xylostella (diamondback moth) is the source of this 1563-nucleotide messenger RNA. RefSeq lists its product as uncharacterized. NCBI's taxonomy places the organism in Eukaryota, Metazoa, Arthropoda, Insecta, Lepidoptera, Plutellidae. The record is from RefSeq and is a predicted model, not a curated record.